Molecule: messenger RNA, 432 nt
Organism: Peronospora farinosa
Lineage: Eukaryota; Oomycota; Peronosporomycetes; Peronosporales; Peronosporaceae
Source: the annotation of a GenBank genome assembly
AUGCGGCUGAUUGAGGUUGUGGCAUCUAGUUCUGAGAAGGUGUCCGACGAAAACCUGACAGAUGCAGAUUUUGCCGAUUCGGCGCUGCAUGCCGCUCAAGUGCAAGAGUCUACAAAUUCAGAUAGCUUGACACCAGUCGAUAUGCAGGCAUUCUCAUCCAGUCCAGCUGCACCCCGCCGCAACAGCAACAAUGUCAGCAACGUACUGAGCAAUAACCCUGGUUUUGAGCAGGGGUACCCUGGCUCACUGGAUGAUUCGUGGUUGUCACAUGGUGCUAUGACCGCCCCUGGUCGCCAGCCUGUGAGCGAUUUGGAGGCGGUACAAAAGACGAUUUGUUUGGCGACCGAAAUGAAUUGUGAUCCAGUGGUGAUGUUGGAGCUUAAUCGAAUGAAAACGGAGGUAACCAAUCCUCCAACACGGCGACUACUAUAA